CUGCCAGCGACCCCGCCCCAGACACUCUCCGAGACCGCCGCCAUGAGCAUCAGCAAGCAAAUCUACAACGUCUUUUACAGAAGGAGCUCCUCCUAUGUCUUUGGCAUCUUUGCCUUUGGCUUUGCCUUCGAGCUCGGCUUCGACGCCAUCUCGGACCGCGUCUGGGACACUCUCAACCACGGUCGCCAGUGGAAGGAUAUCCGCCACAAGUACAUCGAGCAGUAAACCGCUCCUCCUUCCAUGUCAAAGCCAAUGUUCCGAGCAGCGAUGCAUGGUCCUGUCCACAUAGACAUCCAGACGGGCGGUGGGGCUUCGGCCCCCUCCCGCUGCUGCUCGAUAUCGUGCAAAGCCACUCUGAAUACAGCAAUAGCCUCUAUUCCCCCUCCCAA
Polychytrium aggregatum is the source of this 389-nucleotide messenger RNA. Its product is annotated as cytochrome b-c1 complex subunit 9. Bases 43 to 225 code for a protein of 60 amino acids. Lineage: Eukaryota; Fungi; Chytridiomycota; Chytridiomycetes; Polychytriales. The transcript is spliced from 3 exons. The record is from RefSeq and is a predicted model, not a curated record. Gene Ontology annotation, biological process: mitochondrial electron transport, ubiquinol to cytochrome c.